AGUCAUUGCUAUAUGAUAAACAAUUCACACAAGAGAGCUAGCCACCUAAUAAUGAAGAAAAAGAGUAAUAACGACAUAUAUAAUAUAAUGCCAUAAAGGUGGUUAUUUAUACCAACUUUAUUAAUUAGCUAAUGCUCUUGGUAUUAGCUUGAUAGCAUCUAAACUACUAACACUAUUUCCCUGCUUUUCAAGCCAAGCUCACUCUUCCUUCAUUCUUUUCCAAACCAAAACAGUGCUAGAAAAGUGAGAUUCUCUAAUGGCUGAUAAGGUGUAUCCCAUAAAAACAGUGGUAUUGUUGGUUAUGGAGAAUCGAUCUUUUGAUCAUAUGUUAGGAUGGAUGAAGCAAAUCAACCCGGAUAUUGAUGGUGUAACGGGUCAGGAGUCCAACCCUUUAAACACUACGGAUCCUAACUCUGCUCCUAUCAACUUUGGGGAUGGAUCCGUUUAUGUGGAUCCAAACCCUGGUCAUUCCUACCAAGAUAUCUAUGAGCAGAUAUAUGGUGAACCAUGGAGCCAAGAAUCAUUGGAUAAGAAAUCGGGUCCAUCAAUGCAAGGAUUUGCCCAGAACGCGAACCGAAUCCAAAAUGGGAUGGCUGAAACCGUGAUGAACGGGUUCAAACCAGAAUUGGUACCCGUUUAUAAGGAGUUAGUGAACCAAUUUGGUGUAUGUGAUAGGUGGUUUGCUUCGAUUCCAGCAUCUACACAACCAAAUAGGUUGUUUGUGCACUCCGCAACAUCUCAUGGUUUAAUUGGGAAUGAUAGCAAGAAAUUAAAUGCAGGAAUGCCUCAAAAGACCAUUUUUGAUUCAUUGCAGGAAUCUGGUCAUAGUUUUGGUAUUUACUAUCAAUCUGCACCAUCCACCCUUUAUUACAAGAACCUUAGGAAGUUGAAAUAUAUGACAAAAUUUCACCCAUUUGAUGUAUCAUUCAAGCUCCAUUGCAAGCAAGGAAAGCUACCCAACUAUGUGGUGAUUGAGCCAAGAUACUUUGACCUGAUAGCUUUGCCAGGGAAUGAUGAUCAUCCAUCCCAUGAUGUAUCAACUGGUCAGAGAUUUGUCAAGGAAGUUUAUGAAGCAUUAAGAUCAAGUCCUCAAUGGAAUGAGAUGUUGUUCAUAAUCAUAUAUGAUGAACAUGGUGGAUUUUUUGAUCAUGUACCAACUCCUACACAUGGGAUUCCUAAUCCAGAUGAUAUUGUUGGUCCUGCUCCUUAUAAUUUCAACUUUGAUCGUCUUGGUGUUAGGGUUCCUGCCAUGUUUAUCUCUCCUUGGAUUGAACCUGGAACCGUGGUACACGAACCAUCAGGACCACAACCAACAUCACAAUACGAGCAUUCCUCAAUCCCAGCAACUCUUAAGAAGAUUUUCAAUUUGAAAGACUUCCUUACCAAAAGAGAUGCAUGGGCUGGCACUUUUGAAGAUGUCUUAAACAGAAGUGCUCCGAGAACCGACUGUCCAGUGACACUACCUGAGCCAAUGAGACUGAGAGAUUUUGAGGCUCAAGAACAUAAAAAGCUGUCAGAUUUCCAAGAAGACAUUGUACAAUUAGCAGCAAUUUUAAAAGGACACCAGAAGGCGGAUUUCGAAGAAAUGACAGUGGCUGAAGCUGCUAAGUACACUGAUGAAGCCUUCCAGGUUUUCAUGGAAGAGUGCGUGAAAGCCCACAAAAAUGGCGCUGCUGAAGACCAUGUAGUUGUCAUACAAAGUACUGAACAAGAGAUGGAUCAUAGUGAUAAUAAGGCUGAUGUUAAACCCAAAUCUUUCUUUCAAAAGUUAAUCUCCUGCUCUGGUUGGUAAUAACUUUAUUACUUUCUAUUUAAUAAGUGUGAUUAAAUUAAUUUAUGUUGUUUAUGUAUUGAUUUGAAUUUACUUUUGUUGCAAAGUAUGAUCGAAUAUAUUGCACGUUUGUAAAUACUGGUUUUGAUUGUUUUAAAAUGUUUUCCAACUGUUAAGAAUUAGGGAAAAUGUAAGGAGAAAGUGUAUUAGAUAAUUUAAUAUGUACCAUUGUAAUACUGGUAUUCUUUACAUGCAAUAACAAUGCAGAAGUCGUGUAUUUAUUGUUAGAUUGUGGAAUUGAAGAAUAUCAGUAAAUUAAGGAGAGGAAGAACAAGAUUAUUUCAUUGAUUGACUAUGUACAAGUAGAGCAUAAUCCAUGGUUAAUGGAGCUUCUUGCUUGAAGGGUUUCUAUGAGAGAGAAACAGGAGAGAGAAGAGAAUCUAAAAAAGAAAAAUCAGCUAUACAAGGGCAACUAAUUGCUGUAUAUAUACAAGUAAUUAUUUAAUGUAACAACGUGGCAACUUCACUAUAUUUCCACAUCCCCCCGCAAGCAUGGGGUGGGUGAAGCCAAACCAAUCUUGGAAAGUAACAGACGAAAAUGAGCUGACGGUAGAAUCUUUGUAAAGGCAUCGGCAAGUUGAGAUUGAGUAGGAAGGUAUGUAAGCUGAAUUAAGCGUUCAAGCACCUUAUCACGUGUGAAAUGGCAAUCCACCUCUAUAUGCUUGUUGCGAUCAUGAAAGACGGGAUUCUUGGCGAUGUGAAGUGCGGGUUGAUUAUCACAAUGUAAAGUGACGGGUUUUAAAUUGACAAGACCCAUUUCCUCGACUAAUCGAACCAACCAAGUAAUUUCAGAAGAUGUGGCAGCCAUAGCACGAUAUUCAGCUUCAGAAGAAGACCCAGAGACAGUUGGUUGCUUCUUAGAACGCCAACUGAUUGGGGAUUGACCCAAGAGAAUAACAAAACCAGUCACUGAUCUGCGUGAGUCAGGGCAAGAAGCUCAAUCAGAAUCCGAGAAUGCUUGCAAUGUGAGCUGAUUAGUGGCAUGCAUGACAAUGCCUUGGCCAAGAGUGGAAUGUACAUAAUGCAUAGUAUGUUUAAGAGCUUCAUAAUGUGCUUCACGAGGCUGUUGCAUGAACUGGCUUAACAAUUGGACAGUAUAAGAAAGAUCGAGACGAGUGUGAGUCAAAAAGUUGAGUUUUCCAACUAGAGAGCUGUGUGUAUCGGAUCACUGUAUAGAGGACCAGUAGAAGAAAGUUUGAGAUUAAGAGGAAGAGGAGUGACCACAGUUUUGAAGUCAGUUAGGCCACUGGCAGUAAGCAAGUCAGAACUGAACUUGCUUCGAGUGAGGACAAUACCAAAUGAGAGGUAGCCAACCUCAAUACCCAAAAAAUAAUGGGGUUUGCCCAGAUCCUUAAUGCUGAAUGUAACAUGUUGAUGGUCCUUGAGAGCUUUAAUACUGACAAAAUCAUCUCCAGUAAGGAUAAUAUCAUCGACAUAAACUGUAGCAAAGGCGACUAAGGAACUAGAAUGCUUAAUGAAUAAUGAAGCAUCAUGCUCACUUUGAGAGAAACCUUGAUGAUGUAAGACAAUGACUAACUUGGCAAAUCAUUGGCGAGAUGCUUGUUUGAGACCGUAAAGCGACUUUUGCAACUUACAGAC
Messenger RNA from Amaranthus tricolor (Joseph's coat), 3430 nucleotides. Its product is annotated as non-specific phospholipase C4-like. Gene Ontology annotation, biological process: phospholipid catabolic process. The record is from RefSeq and is a predicted model, not a curated record. Gene Ontology annotation, molecular function: hydrolase activity, acting on ester bonds. The coding region runs from base 257 to 1792 and encodes 511 amino acids. The transcript is spliced from 5 exons. Lineage: Eukaryota; Viridiplantae; Streptophyta; Magnoliopsida; Caryophyllales; Amaranthaceae.